Messenger RNA from Hydra vulgaris (swiftwater hydra), 669 nucleotides. Lineage: Eukaryota; Metazoa; Cnidaria; Hydrozoa; Anthoathecata; Hydridae. The record is from RefSeq and is a predicted model, not a curated record.
AUGUGGGAUUAUCCAUAUGGAAUUGAAGUAGCAAAAUUCUAUAUGGGAAAGUCCCAUGUGGAUCCCUGUGAAGAAAGUGAAUGUUGCAAUAAUCUAUGGGUGAGGCAAAGUAAAUAUAUAGGAUAUUUAAAAAAACAAUUGAAUUCAAAAUUAUUUGGCCAGCACCUAGUCGAAGAUCUUGUUGUUAAUCCUAUUAAUGAUCAUAUUGAAAAUAACAAUCCAAGUUCGCCAUUGGUCAUGUCAUUCCAUGGAUGGACUGGGUCUGGAAAAAAUUUUGUUUCACAAAUAAUUGCCAAAUCUUUGUUCAAAAAAGGUAUGAAUAGUAAAUUUGUUCAUAUAAAAGUUGCAACAAAAGAUUUUCCUCAUAAAAAAAUGUUAACAGAAUACAAAAAUGAAUUAUCUAAACAUAUAGAAAAGAAUGCUAGGCUAUGUGAACGAACAUUAUUUAUUUUUGAUGAACUUCAUAAAAUGCCAGAGGGUCUAGGCAAUACUAUUGCUCCUUAUUUAGACUACAAUGUUCAGUUAGAUGGUAUUGAUUAUCGCAAAAAUAUAUUUAUUUUUUUAAGCAAAGCUAUUGCUGAUGAAAUGCUUUAUUUUCCUGACAAAGAACAAUGGUUUUCAGCAACAGGUUGUAAAACAGUUAAUAAAAAAGUAACAUCAUAUUUAUAA